This is a messenger RNA of Brassica oleracea var. oleracea, 852 nucleotides long. Its product is annotated as pathogenesis-related protein 5-like. NCBI's taxonomy places the organism in Eukaryota, Viridiplantae, Streptophyta, Magnoliopsida, Brassicales, Brassicaceae. The coding region runs from base 26 to 769 and encodes 247 amino acids. The record is from RefSeq and is a predicted model, not a curated record. The transcript has 2 exons. Gene Ontology annotation, cellular component: extracellular region. Gene Ontology annotation, biological process: defense response.
UUUAGAUCGAAACUUGAGAUAUAAAAUGGCGAAUUUCUCCGGUUUACACAUUCUCUUCUUCUCCUUCAUCAUAGCUACAUGUGCAAUUUCCGUCGUCUCCGGUACAGUGUUUACCAUAGUGAACCGCUGCAGCUUCCCCGUUUGGCCUGGAAUCCUCACCGGAGACAACGGUGUACAACUCAACGGCGGUGGAUUCGCCUUAACCCCAGGAGCUUCUGUCGACGUAGCCGCUCCUGCAGGCUGGUCCGGCAGAAUCUGGGGCCGAACCGGCUGCAAUUUCGACGCGUUCGGCACUGGGAGUUGCCUCACCGGAGACUGUGGUAACAAAUUACAAUGCUCCGGUGCAGGAGGAGUCCCACCGGCUACACUCGCCGAAUUCACAAUCGGUCAUGGCGGCGCGAUGGACUUUUACGACGUAAGCCUGGUCGAUGGUUACAACGUCCAGAUGGAAAUCAAGACGCGAGGCGGCUCAGGCGAUUGCCAAAACGUGGGAUGCGUUUCAGACCUGAACAAGAUUUGUCCCAACGAGCUAAGCGUUCUUAACGGGGGAAGUGUUGUGGCGUGUAAGAGCGCCUGCGAGGCAUUUGGAACACCGCAGUAUUGUUGCACCGGUGCAUUCAAUAAGGCCGAGACUUGUCCGCCCACGGAUUACUCGAGGAUCUUUAAAGCAGCUUGCCCCAAAGCUUAUAGCUACGCAUACGACGAUGCUACAAGCACUUUUACUUGUGCCAAUGCUAAUUACUCCAUCAUUUUCUGUCCCACCAUAUAGUUUUCAUCAUCAAUAUUUAUCAACGACGAUUGGUAAUUAUAAUAGUUAUGUGUAAUCGCUGAAAGAAAUAAAAAAAGUUUUGC